AUGGGUCGAAACAACUCCAAGAAGAGUGCGCGUGCUGCGCGAGCGACGAAUGAGUUCUUUGCCUUGUCUCCUCCUGUUGCCGCUCCUGUUGCCUCUGGCGCUGCUGCGUCCUCCUCGUCCGCUCCUGUCCCUCCUUCCGGCGCUCAAAAUGAGCAAAAUCACCCUGUCUACACCUUGCUCGCCACGGGCACCCUAGAGGGCGACAUUGAGGCCUAUGAAUGCCUUUUGAACCUUGGAGAGGCGCUCCGUGGCGACUACCUGGCCAACAAGGCCUACUUUCGUGAGGAGUUGAUCUCCAUGUUCAUCGGUGCCUAUGCGCACGUCAACAUGGUCCACGGAACCACCGUCUGGACUGUCGACACGGGCAUCAUCAGCCUUGUCGCGGACAAGAUCCAAGAGGGCGCCCUGAUUGGCUUGUUCACCAAUGGCAGUGAGCAGACGGGCCUUCUGCCUCGCGACAUCGUCAUCACCGCACCUGACCAGAUUGACGAAUACGAUACCGUCAGUCUCAUUGUCGACCUUCUCCUCGAGCGCGUUGACCAGGACGACCCAGCUGCGUCGAGAGAUUUGAGCACACACAGAGAAAACGAGGCGUACUUGCCCAUCUUUGCUCUCGCUCUCAUCAACAUCUCUGCCACUGCUCGAGCCUUCUACUUGACUGAUCUCCCCCACAGCCAUCUCUGGGACGUUCUCUGCCGCUUCAGAUCUGGAAGCAUGGACGUCCGAGGCAAUCUCGUCAUCUCCGGUGCUGCGGUUUUGACUCGUCAGGAAUUGGACUCCAUGUUAAGAGCUCUGCGCGACAAUCCUCCUCGUCCUUACGUUCCUGCUACCGACGGAAUCAUGGGUUCGGCUUUGACGAGAUCUUCGGCUCCGGCUCCAGCUAUUCCGGUGACUAGACCUGGGACUCCGCGUCCAGCUUCAGCUGCGACGAGACCUUUGGCUCCGGUUCCAGUCACAGCUGCGACUUCGGCGUCGACCAAGACUACGACCAAGGCGACGACUGCCACUGCUGCUCCUCCUCCUGCGAAGAAAGCAGAGCCGGCCAGCAAGACCAAGAAGGCCGCUGAUUCUCAGACUGAGAUCCCCCUCAUCGACGCACCCGACAACGGAAAUGGCCCUCCUGCUGGUUCAGCCGCCAUGGCUCGCCUGGCCGAACACCUCCAAGCCCUCGUAAACACCGACUAUCCGAGCGCCAAUGCACGUCGCGAGGCUUUUGAACGUGCUCUGGCCGAUAUCCGAAACUCCCAGACCUUGCAGGCUGCGAGGGAACAUCAGGGCAUCCAGAAGCCGACUUCUGAGUCUGAUGCGAAGAAGAAGGACGCGACCUCUGGAGCUGCACAGGCUUCUACAUCUGCUGCUACUCCUGCUUCUACUCCUGCUUCUACUUCUGCACCUGCUCCUACUCGUCCUCGUACCCGUCGUCGUCGUCCAUCCGUCCACCAUCUCGAAUGGGACAGCGUGCGUCGCCCUGCUCAUUGGAACGGUCAAUUCGAGAUCGGAACCAUGCCGGGCUGGGCGGGUGAAUUGGAACAAAUGCAGAUCGAGGGAUUGAGAAAGAAGCAGGAUAAACAAGAUGAUACCGGUGUUGGUGGUGGAGAGAGCAGCAACAAGAUUGACAAGGGCAAGGGAAAUGGCAAGACCAUUGACAAGAAUGUUGGAGCUGGAUCUGGACCCGGCAAGAAGGACAAGGCCAGCAAGAAUGUUGGUGUUGGUGCUGGAGCCGACAAGAAAGCCGAAGCCAGCAAGGCCAACAAGGCCAAUGGAAAGGGCAAGGCUAGGGUUGUCGAGAGAGAGACUGACGAUCUCUAUGGCGAUGGAUCCGAGGCUGAAGAUGGAGGUCAAGCUCAAGCUAACGGUCAAGCCAAAGGUCAAGCUCAAGCUGAAGCUCAAGCCCAAGCCAGCAAAUCAAAUGACAAGGGCAAAGGCAAAGAGAGAGCUGUCGAGAGAGAGACCAACGACCUCUACGGCGAUGGAUCUGAGGGUGAAGAUGAAGCUGGACCUGCAACCAAAGGUCAAGCCGAACCGAGCAACCCUGCAACCGACAUCAUCAAACGCGCCAAAGAAACCUUUGCUCAAUUCGAUAACAGCCUCAAGAAAUUCGAAGCCAACCUGGAAGAACAUGCCAGAUGGUUAGCCGAAUUCAGAGCCAUACACCUCGCCACGGUCGAAGACGAAGCGGACAAGGACGACUCAGCUGCAGGUGAAGAUGACAAUGCUGCUGGUCCAACCGGCGGCGAGUCUUCCACAGCUGCUGGACAAACUGAAGCUUCAGCCAACAACCAGAAGGCUCGCAAGAACAAGAAGAAGGGCAGGAAGGGCAAAGGCAAGAAGUGA
Messenger RNA from Capronia coronata CBS 617.96, 2334 nucleotides. RefSeq lists its product as uncharacterized. NCBI's taxonomy places the organism in Eukaryota, Fungi, Ascomycota, Eurotiomycetes, Chaetothyriales, Herpotrichiellaceae. The transcript is spliced from 3 exons. The record is from RefSeq and is a predicted model, not a curated record. The coding region runs from base 1 to 2334 and encodes 777 amino acids.